This is a messenger RNA of Sinocyclocheilus anshuiensis, 2861 nucleotides long. Its product is annotated as coatomer subunit beta. Gene Ontology annotation, biological process: endoplasmic reticulum to Golgi vesicle-mediated transport; intracellular protein transport; intra-Golgi vesicle-mediated transport. NCBI's taxonomy places the organism in Eukaryota, Metazoa, Chordata, Actinopteri, Cypriniformes, Cyprinidae. The record is from RefSeq and is a predicted model, not a curated record. The transcript has 19 exons. Gene Ontology annotation, molecular function: structural molecule activity. Bases 159 to 2579 code for a protein of 806 amino acids. Gene Ontology annotation, cellular component: COPI vesicle coat; cytoplasm.
UUGAUGUGGCCAAGUCAGUCAGGUUCCACGUCAUUUGGAAGAAUCUCUCCAGACACGGAUGCGCAUACAGAAGAAGAGAGAGGCCUAAGACCUGUUUAAAAGGAAACCUCAUAGGCACUCUCUGACUGAGUCUAGUGAAGAGAAAAAGAGCUGACAUCAUGACAGCUGCGGAGAAUGUGUGUUACACUCUCAUCAAUGUCACCAAUGACUCUGAACCACCAUCAGAAGUCAGCUUGAAAGCUGAUUUAGAAAAGGGUGAAAUCAAAGCCAAGACAGAGGCUUUGAAAAAGGUCAUCAUCAUGAUCCUGAAUGGAGAGAAACUUCCAGGCCUGUUAAUGACCAUUAUUCGGUUUGUGCUGCCUCUUCAGGACCACACAAUUAAAAAACUAUUGCUAGUUUUUUGGGAGAUUGUUCCCAAAACUACUCCUGAUGGCAAACUUCUUCAGGAGAUGAUUUUGGUCUGUGAUGCCUACAGGAAGGAUCUCCAGCAUCCCAACGAGUUCAUCCGUGGCUCCACCCUGCGCUUCCUGUGCAAGCUGAAGGAAUCUGAGCUGCUGGAGCCCCUCAUGCCAGCAAUCCGCGCCUGUCUGGAGCAUCGUCACAGCUAUGUACGCCGCAAUGCAGUCCUGGCCAUCUACACUAUCUACAGGAACUUUGAGCACCUGAUCCCAGACGCUCCUGAGUUGAUUCAUGAUUUUCUUGUAAAUGAGAAAGACGCAAGCUGCAAGAGAAAUGCUUUUAUGAUGCUGAUUCAUGCAGAUCAGGAUAGAGCUUUGGACUACCUUAGCACCUGUAUUGAUCAGGUGCAUACAUUUGGAGACAUUCUACAGCUCGUCAUUGUGGAGCUGAUUUAUAAGGUCUGUCAUGCCAACCCCUCAGAGAGAGCUCGUUUCAUCCGUUGUAUCUACAACCUGCUGCAGUCGUCCAGUCCUGCUGUAAAAUAUGAAGCAGCUGGAACUCUGGUUACUCUGUCCAGCGCCCCCACCGCCAUCAAGGCUGCUGCUCAGUGCUACAUUGAUCUGAUCAUUAAAGAGAGUGACAACAACGUCAAGCUCAUUGUUCUGGACAGACUGAUCGAGCUGAAGGAACACCCCACACAUGAGCGUGUGCUGCAGGACCUUGUGAUGGAUAUUCUGAGGGUUUUGACCACUCCUGAUCUUGAGGUCCGCAAGAAGACCCUACAGCUGGCCCUGGACCUGGUGUCAUCCCGCAAUGUGGAGGAGCUGGUUAUAGUGCUAAAGAAAGAAGUCAUCAAAACCAACAAUGUGACUGAGCAUGAGGACACAGACAAGUACAGGCAGCUGCUUGUUCGCACUCUCCACUCCUGUAGCGUGCGCUUCCCUGACAUGGCAGCCAAUGUCAUCCCUGUGCUGAUGGAGUUCCUGAGUGACACUAACGAGGCGGCCGCAGCCGAUGUGCUGGAGUUUGUGCGUGAGGCAAUUCAGAGGUUUGACAACCUUAGACCUCUCAUCAUUGAGAAGAUGCUAGAGGUGUUUCACGCUAUCAAGACGGUCAAGAUUUUCAGAGGAGCUCUUUGGAUUUUGGGUGAAUAUUGUAGCACUAAAGAGGACAUCCAGAGUGUCAUGACAGAAGUCCGCAGAUCUUUGGGAGAGAUCCCAAUUGUGGAAAACGAGUUGAAAAAGGAGGCUGGAGAGGUGAAACCUGAGGAGGAGGUGACUGCAGCUCCAGCUCCUAAGCUAGUGACAGAAAUGGGCACUUACGUCACUCAGAGUGCCCUGAGCACCUCCAGACCAUCCAAAAAAGAGGAGGACAGGCCUCCUCUGAGGGGUUUCCUGAUGGAUGGAGACUUUUACGUUGCUGCCUCAUUGGCCACCACCCUCACCAAAGUGGCCUUGCGCUAUGUUGCCCUUGCUGAGGACAAAAAAAGGCAAAAUUCGUUCGUGGCAGAGGCUAUGCUGAUCAUGGCCACUGUGCUCCAUCUGGGCAAGUCGUCUCUACCCAAGAAGCCCAUCACCGAUGAUGACGUGGACCGGAUCUCACUGUGCCUCAAGGUCCUGUCUGUUGAGAAACCAUCUCCUCUUACAUUGGCUCCUCACGACUUUGCCAACAUCAAAGCCAAUGUGAAGGUGGCCUCCACAGAGAAUGGCAUCAUAUUUGGAAACAUAGUAUACGAUGUAUCAGGAGCAGCCAGUGACAGGAACUGCGUAGUCCUCAGCGACAUUCACAUUGAUAUCAUGGACUACAUCCAGCCGGCUUCUUGCACAGAUGCUGAGUUCAGACAGAUGUGGGCUGAAUUUGAGUGGGAAAAUAAGGUUACCGUCAACACCAACAUCAUAGAUCUGAGCGAAUAUCUCCAACACAUUCUUAAUUCUACCAACAUGAAGUGCUUGACCCCAGAGAAGGCCCUGUCCGGCAUCUGUGGCUUUAUGGCAGCAAAUCUAUAUGCCCGCUCUAUAUUUGGGGAGGAUGCCCUUGCAAACGUCAGCAUCGAAAAGCCAAUCCACAUGGGAGCUGAUGCCCCAGUCAAUGGCCAUAUUCGCAUCCGAGCCAAAAGCCAGGGUAUGGCUUUGAGUCUGGGUGACAAAAUCAACCUCUCUCAGAAGAAGUCAUUCUCGUAAAUUUCCGAAACUGAGGCCAUUGAGGCAAAGGGCGAGAUUCAACUAAAAAGCGCUAUGGUCAUUCCUAUGUAUUGUCUUUUUUUUUCUCUAUCGCUUGUCUCUCCAGACUACCGUACACAUACAGUGCUCUGUGGCCGAGAUCUAAUCUCUUCAAUCCCUCAAACUAUGUCUAAAGGGGAUCACUUUGACGUUUUCUACCAACAUGAUUCUUCUUAACUGCUCUGAAAGGGAUUGACGCUGUUAAUCAGUAAUCUGUUUCAAUAAACAUUGCACACCAUAUAC